CACAUAUGUAGGGUCAAUUAAAUUCUGCUUCAUGGUAAUUCGGUUGUGGGGCUAUGGUUAGCUGUUACCUAGUUUCUGGUUCAAGAAAAUGCAGAAUUAGUAACUUAUUUUGCCAGAUGUCAAGAUACUUCAGCAGAUCUUCAGAAAUUAAAGAUUACUAUGCUAUUUUGAAUGUCAAAAGUACAGCAUCUCAAGAGGAAAUAAAAGAAGCUUACCUCGAUCUGUCCAAAAAGUACCAUCCUGACAGGUGUAAUGAUGAAGGAUCAAAGAUGCGUUUUGCUGAAAUAAGUGAGGCAUAUUCUAUUCUCGGGAAGGUUGAAUCUCGCCGAGAAUUCGACACAGUCCGGAAGAUCAACGCUUUUGGAGUUAGUAGUGAUGCUUUCCGAAUGCAAUACCCCAAACCACCAUCUGAUCUUGAUAAAGUUGGUCUCGAGGCUUAUGAAAAUGAAAUGCGCAGGUUAAAUUCAUUUUUGAAUUAUGAUUUCUCUGGUUUUGUAUUAUUUCCCGUUUGUUUAUGGCGACUCUGUGAAGGCCGUAAUACGCGCACAAAAUCCGAGAAGUUUUAACACCGUUUUUAGAGAGCAUACUUUGAAUCCAAAUCAGUUUCCAAUCGAUUUUCUUACAUUUUUACUAAUAUGCGGUGGGCAGAUCGGAUUGCACAAUGGGUAAAGGCACAGGGGCGUUAUGAACUAGAAAGAGGAAUAAAAAUGAAACCUGUUGAAAAUGUUGCCCCAGCUAUUCCGUUAGCGGAGAGAUUCUCUCAAAUGAAUUCUCUUAUAACACUUUGCACUUUUUGUAUUGGUACUGCUGCCAUCAUAUACUCUGUAUACCCAUAACUUGCAUUUCAUUUUCUUUACCUUGUAUAUUAACUUAAAUGGUGUUUUUAUAUAGUAUAGUAUGCAUUUUGAUUUAAAAUGCUCAAUUUUUGAAUAGAGAAUUGUUGUUACUUUAGCACUUAGCGUUGAUGUGGACAACUUCGUUUGUUUGUGAACGCAGUGUGUUUUUUUGUACAGUAAUUAACAUACAAUCGCAAUUUUCAGUGUACACAUGUGUAAUCUCAAUCGAAGUUUUCUUAUAAUUCAGAUUCUCGAUUUUUUGAAUAUCAUAAAUAGAUUGUGAAAAGUGGUAAGCGACCUUAUGCUUUCAUGUAACAGUUAAAUUUAGGUACUGUGGCAGAAUAUAGUCUCAUACUAGAUAAAUUUAUUUGUUACAACACACACACUGAUACAUCAUCAGUGACUAGAUGAAAUUUCGAGUACAUUUUAUUGCUCAUAGUCAUAUCACAGUCUAUUCAUUACAUGACUUCAUAACUUGCUUUAUAUAGAUUUACUCCCUGCUAUUUUGAUUGAAAUUUUACCAUGUAUCCGGUACAAGCGUUGCAAAAUUUCGAUUGCACGUGUUUGGUUUUGAAUUUGAUGAGUGAAAAUUCGGUGAUUGACCUGUCUUUCCAUCUGUAUCACAUGAGUGAGAUCUGCACUCAAACCAU
Messenger RNA from Trichobilharzia regenti, 1486 nucleotides. The record is from the annotation of a GenBank genome assembly. NCBI's taxonomy places the organism in Eukaryota, Metazoa, Platyhelminthes, Trematoda, Strigeidida, Schistosomatidae.